CUGCCAUUCCACCUCCUAUUACUAUAUAUAUAUUGAACAUCCAUUCAAUUCAACACUACACUUCAUUUCAUAUUUCCACACUCCUCUUUCUCCAACAACACAAAAACAGGAAGGAAAAAAAAAUGGACGGAAGCUCCGCCGACGAAAGCAGCACCACAAACUCCCUCUCAACGACGCUGCAGGCCUCCCCGCCCCCGCCCCCCGAGAACGGCCCCGAGGCGGAGUCGAGGAAGCUCCCUUCCUCCCGCUUCAAAGGCGUGGUGCCCCAGCCCAACGGCCGCUGGGGCGCCCAGAUAUACGAGAAGCACCAGCGCGUGUGGCUCGGCACCUUCAACGAAGAAGCCGAGGCCGCACGCGCCUACGACACCGCCGCCCAGCGCUUCCGCGGCCGCGACGCCGUCACCAACUUCACGCUGACCGAGGACCCCGCUGAGACCGCCUUCCUCGCCUCCCACUCCAAGGCCGAGAUCGUUGACAUGCUCCGAAAGCACACCUACAUCGACGAGCUCGCCCAGAGCCGCCGCCGCUUCAGCGUUGGCGCCGGCGCCCGCACCCCCCAGAGCCAAACCCUCUUCGCCGCCAAGGCCCGCGAGCAGCUGUUCGAGAAGGCGGUGACGCCGAGCGACGUCGGGAAGCUGAACCGGCUGGUGAUACCGAAACAGCACGCGGAGAAGCACUUCCCUUUCGAAAACGGAAAGAGUAGUAGUAAAGGAGUGUUGCUGAAUUUGGAAGAUGGGAAUGGGAAGGUGUGGAGAUUUCGGUAUUCGUAUUGGAAUAGCAGCCAGAGCUACGUGCUGACGAAGGGGUGGAGCCGGUUCGUGAAGGAGAAGGAGCUGCGGGCCGGGGACGUGGUGAGUUUUGAGCGGUCCACGGGGCCGGAUAAGCAGUUGUAUAUUGAUUGGAAAGCGAGGGGCGGUUCGGACCGGGUUCAGGUGGUGAGGUUGUUUGGGGUGAAUAUAUUUGAGUGUGGUGGUGGGAAGAGGGUGAGGGAGAUGGAGAUUAUGGGGUUGGAUUGUGCUAAGAAACAAAGGAUUAUUAAUGUUUUGUAGUAACAAAAUGUGGUUGGGAAAGGGGUUUGAGAUGGGGAUGUUAAUUGCAACUUGCAAUUGUACAGGAAAAUAGAUAAAAAAAAAGGAAGACCAGCUCAGCCUUUUUAGGUUUUGAUCAAAUGGGAAUACAAUUACAAACAACUGUCAUUUUUACUAUUUUCUUAUACUUUCUUCUUCUCUUCAUGUUUAUGUGCUUUGGAGCCAGUAAAGCUUUCUUGUUGUGUAACUAUUAUGCAUUAAUUGUACGUAGCAAGUCUUUCUUUUUCAAAAGAAAAAAGAAAAAAAUAAACUUUUAGUGCA
Salvia splendens (bonfire salvia) is the source of this 1349-nucleotide messenger RNA. RefSeq names its product AP2/ERF and B3 domain-containing transcription repressor TEM1. Gene Ontology annotation, molecular function: DNA-binding transcription factor activity; DNA binding. Gene Ontology annotation, biological process: regulation of DNA-templated transcription. The coding region runs from base 123 to 1049 and encodes 308 amino acids. Lineage: Eukaryota; Viridiplantae; Streptophyta; Magnoliopsida; Lamiales; Lamiaceae. The transcript has a single exon. The record is from RefSeq and is a predicted model, not a curated record.